AUGUUGAGUGGACAGAAACCCUGAGAGACACUGAUGUCCUCUGAUGUCCACACCAGUCUGACCGCACUGUUUCCUGUUGGAAUGUAACGUCACCUGGACAGGCGGAAUGCACCGAGACACCAGAGCAGAGACAGAUGAGCAGGAUCGAGCUGAAACUCUCACGUCUCUGUUUACAAGAAGACAGAGUGCCAACACCUGACUCAUUUUCCACAGAGCUCUCAGUUCACAUCAUCAGAUUUCACUGCCGUGGUCAGCUGAAACAAACUGCAUGCUGGGACACCGUACAUGUUGAGCUGACCCUCCUGAGCUCGUCUGUUCAUCUAGUCGCUGAGUGGUUCCAGCCGGAAUGCCUCGAUGGAAAGGGUUCUUCAGUCAUUACCUGCGAUGGUCCAACACCGUCACUCAAGCCCUCGUCCUGUCCGUCGCCAUGUUUUGCAUCGUCCUCCCUCUGUGCUGCCAUCGGCUGCUGUACUCUUACUUCUUCAUCAGGUCCAUGUACCUGGACUCCAUGAGUGAGGAGGUCCUGCAGGAAAGCCUCGCCCGAGGCCAGGAUGCGCUGCGCUUCUGGCAGAGUGCUUCCACUGCAGCAGCGGUGUCUUCCAGAUUCACUGACAUCACCCAGCAUCCUGAGCUGCUAGUUACCGUGGUAACAACCAGGCGGAAUGAGGGAUGGGACUUCCACUACCUGCUCCAGGUGAUGCGGCAGCUGAGCAGGAUUCUGGGAAGCUGUGGGGAGCGGCGGUGUGCGGAGGUGUUGGUUUGCGAUGUGGAAAGCGGGCCACAGGAAAACCAGGACGCCAAGAUGCUGGAGGCCCACUUCAGGGUGAUCCGACGUUCCCCUCUGGAGCAGCAGAGGAACAGGGAACGAAUCAACACCUUUGAGAGGGAGAAGAGGGAUUAUGUCUUCUGUCUCCGCAAGGGAUGGGAGCUGGUGAAGCCCAAGAACAUGGUUGUCCUGGAGGAUGAUGCUUUGCCGAUACAGGACUUUUUCGCAGUCGUGAAGGACCUGCUGUCCCGUCGUUUCGCCUUCCAGACUCUUUACAUUAAGCUGUAUCACCCUGAAAGGCUGCAGCGCUACUGGAACCCUGAGCCUUACCGCAUCUUGGAGUGGGUGGGACUCGGGCUGGUCGGAGCAACGGCCCUCCUCCUCACCCUCCCUUACUGGAACCCCUGCUCUUUCUCCUUCACACUGUCGGCCAGCCAUUUCCUCUUCUUCACUCUCUACUUCAUGGCUGCCACAGAGCUGCUGGGGCGCCACUACCUCCUGGAGGUGCGAAGACUAACCCCGCAGCUCUACGCCGUCUCCCCAGCCACAGAGUGCUGCACCCCUGCCAUGCUCUUCCCCGGCAACGCCUCGCUCAGGGUUGCAGAGUAUCUGGACGGCUCAUUCUGUGUCAAGGGAAAUGCGAAAGACAUGGUCAUGUAUCAGAUGGCAAGGACCAUCCCAGGAGAAAGGUCUCACAGCGUGGAACCCAACCUCAUCACCCACAUCGGGGCGUAUUCGUCGGUCAGGGCCAAUCCACCCAGGCCCAAACUCCUCUGACAGGGAGGACACUCAGUGCAACAAGGCUGGAUUUAAUCAGGUUCCUCCUCACCCAGUUUCCUGUCUGCUGUGUCACCUGCCGGACUCUUCACACAGUUGAAGACGUCGCUCAGAGAGUACUGGUUUGGUGUUUAGUUGUCAAAGCAUCAGGUUGAAAACAGAUAGUUGAAAAGUAUUUGUAGAUCUGAAGGUUGCAGUUCACAAGUGUUUUAACCAUGUUUUUCAGUCGUCUGUCUCCCAGAUGUCUGACAGCACAGAAACACUUCUGAUUUUAUCAGUACAGCUGAAUAACAGCUCACAUUUUACUGCGCGUAACAACGACCUGAAGAGUUUAUGCUUCAAGUCUGUCUUCUUGUGUUUCACACUCGGAAGUACAGUGAUUGUGUGUUGGGCCAAGAGCCAAAAUGUGGGUAACCUACACUCAACACAGUACCUGAACACACCAUGUGUGACACUGAAGCUGCCGAAGGUUUACUGUACGGUGAGUGUGAAAUGCUGUUAAACCACUUUUAGGUAAAAUGAUAAAAAUGUUAAUUUUCAACGGGUGUUAGUUUGAUGGUGUUUGACGGAAGUUGGACACCAGCGAAUUGCACAAACCACUCUGAGCUGUGUGUUCAGUUUGGGAUCAAAUCGUCACUGCUGGAAAAAAAAAUAGUUUUGCUGACUUUAUACGUUAUUCAGCUGAGGGGUUUAUAUUCUUCUCUACUGCUGUGGUGAAUCUACUGCCCGAGGUCAUCAGACUGUUUAUUUAAAAAGAUAAAUCAGAUGCUGUCAGUUUCCACAUGAUCAUCACCUGCAGCCCUUUUGGAACAUUCAAUAAUUUUUCUUGAUAUGUUCAUGGAUAGUGGUGACUUAAAGGAUUGUUCACUGCUUGUUCACCCAGACCUUAUUAAAGGGAGACUUUGCAGAUUUUCAGCCUGGCUUGUGUUGCCGCGGUGCAGAGCUCUGAUUCUCUGCCUGAGCUCGAUUUGGCCCGACCCGACCCGCCAUCACAUCCUCACUGUGACCUCGUCACAUAUUGACAUUUUGGUCAUGGACUUUCCAUGUCCACAUACAAUGUGCAUGGUACGCUGAGUGUGUUGGUUGUUGAUGUUCUGGGACACUGUGGCAAGUUCUCUUCUUUCAAGAUAAACUUCUGUUUUCACAGGAAAUUUAACAUUUACCUACAGUCUCUUUCAAAAUAAAAGCACUACAUCAAUACAGUACUGCAAAUGUAAUAUUUUUUUUUCCUUCAACAACUAAAACACGGGCUAGGUUAAUUGGUGACUCUAAAUUGUCCGUAGGUGUGAAUGUGAGUGUGAAUGGUUGUCUGUCUCUAUGUGUCAGCCCUGUGAUAGUCUGGUGACCUGUCCAGGGUGAACCCUGCCUCUCACCCAGUGUCAGCUGGGAUAGGCUCCACCCCCCCGCGACCCUCAAGAGGAUGAAGCGGUUAGAAGAUGAAUGAAUGAAUGAAUGAAUGAACUAAACCCCGCGACCCUCAAGGGGGUUUAGGAAAAAAGAACAGGGUUUGGCUUUAGAAUCUUAGGGGAUGCAAACACCGCUCCCUCGGGUGAAAGUCAGUGUUUGUCAGACCCAUCCACCACCCCUCCCCCCGCCCCACUCAGACUUUUGCCGCCUUAACUUUUGUCCUUGUCCCCCUGCGUUUCCCCCCAGACACUGCCGGGUGCGGUUGAACCACUAAGGCAACAGGCCGCAUAUCAUGCCAACGUUAAAGGGCGCCUUUUUUCAUUGUUUUCUGACGCCACAAGUCACUGGCCACGUGUCGGAUUUUGAUGACUUCAGAGUGAGACCGGGCUGGACCUGCAGGGUUCAGGCUGGGCCGGGCUGUAAUCUCUCAUUAUUGCCCCUGGGCCUGAAUCAGGCCGGGUUCUAGACAAUUAAGCUUUGUUUUCUGUUUGUUUUAAAUGAAACCGACAGUUCUCGUGCGUAAAUUACAGGAGAUUUAUUGGACUCAAUCAGGAGGGAAGGACAGAGACAGAGGGGACUGAGACUGAGAGGGAAAGUGGUGGAACAAUGAAGUAAUAUAGUGGAGAAGAGGAGGAGAAAGAGCAGGCAACGGAGCGAUGGAAACGAGAGGAAGAGGGGCUGCAAGGCGACUUGGUCAGCAGUGUUUUCUUCCGCCUCCCCAACAGCGGGAGAGAUGUGCGUAAUGAGCCCAGUCUCACUACGAAGUCAUAAAAAUCCAGUUCUUGGUCAGUGACCUGCAGCGUCAGAAACCAACAAAAAAGGCAUCCUUUAACAUUGGCAUGAUACGCAGCUAGUUGCUGAUAAAGGCAACAAACACUGACUUUCACCCGAGAGAGCAGUGUAAGAUUCUAAAGCCAAACCCUGUUCUUCUUUCCAAAACCUAACCACGUGUUUUUGUUGUUAAAGGAAAAAACAUCAGUUGGCGGUGUUGUACCGCCGUAGUGCUUUUAUUUUGAAAGAGACUGUAUCAAACUGUACAUUUCCUGUGAAAACAGAAGUGUAUUUUGAAAACAGACAAUGCAUGUAACAGGCUGAAGUUGACACGGCGUCCCAGAACGUCAACAACCAACACACCCAGGGUACCUUGGACGCCAUAUGUGGACGUGGAAAGUCCAUGACCAAACGUGGUCGCGUGCUGUAACACGCAGCAAAGAGCAGUGAUCAUCAUCAGCGUGCAGCAUCACUAUGAACUGCCGAAGGGGGAGUGGCCUCUACUGAACCUGUCGCACAUAGUCUGGGCCGUUAGUGGCCGUUUUGGUAAGGAAACGGAACCAGGGCAAGUGAGACAGUUUGGUGAAUUUGGUGAAUACCGCAUCCGCUCCCUAGACCGGAACCAGAAUCCAGACAAAAUUAAGAGUGAAUAGAUACCAGGCUCUUCGCCUGAAGAGCCUGGUGACGCGAGGCUAGUCGCACAUGAGACAACAGACUAUUGAAAUAAGGGAGAGAAGGAGAAGUGGUGCAAGGAAACACAUAAGCCCUCAGCCUGUAACAAAUGGUUUAAUAUUAAAAAAAAAUAUUUUACAGUAGAAAGCAGCUUUUUGAUUGAGCUCAGACCCAAAUCUGCUGCCAUGGGUCAAGCUGGGGUCAAGCUGGGGUCAAGCUGGGAUCGGGCUCCGACAGAAACUGUGCAGGUUCAUGUAGGUCUUGAUAAUUUUGGGCCGUCAGCUCUACCACUGUGGGGGGAGUGUGUGCAUAUGAAUGGUGUCUGGUUCCCCACCUGUGCCGUCAGCAGGACCUCACUGCUCACACCACAAGUGAAAAUCCACCAGAUGACGUGCUUCAUGUCAUUUCACGUCCACGUCUGGAGGAUUUUGGUUCUCAGAGAGGCGGAAAAGUCGGGUAGCUGGCAGCACACGGGGGUGCCUUAACACCAUUCAUCUGCAUACACUCUCCACACUGCGAAGCGAAGAUACAGUCCUGGGAAAAAACUGGCAAAGUAUUGCUUUAAAAGUGGGGCUGGGGUCUGAUCAAUCCCAGAAACCACCAGCUUUUGGUCUGAUGACGAUAAGCCUGUGGGGGCAACAGACUAUAUUUUGGAGUAUCCAGUCUAGUCAGCAGGUAUCUGAACCAAGACCUCCUCUUUUCUAUAAGUAGAUAUCUGCGAAUGAAUGCAGGUGAUUUUUUUAAAACAUCUCAUAUAAAGUUAAAUUAUUGUCACCCCAUAGCUGACGGGCUCGGUGACCUCUUCGGCUCUCCACACGGACUGUCUACCUGCACUUAAAUAUAACUAAAGUUGGAUAUUGGACAAACAUUCACUCAACACCCAGAGGCCUCUUCUAGGUUUCACUUUGACCCAGUGUCAACACUAGGAGGGCGGUAAGCUCACCUCCUAGCCCUCUCGUCACUGCUGGGGACAGACCUGGACCCGCCAGUCAUACUAUGAAUGGAAAGUGUGUCCGAGCCUUUAUGUUGUGGUUGAAAAACAGUGAACACAUCUUUUAAGAGACAAAUUUGAGGAAGAGGAGCUCAAAGUCUUCACAGUCCUGUCUCUGUGGAUCAGACAUGACUGAUUGAUGGGGCCUCUUUUAUGUCUGAGGACAAGAUGAGAUUGUGAUUGUUUGAUCGUGGCCUUUCUUCUUCAACACUCAUUAUCUGAAUUUCAUUGUAUUUACAGAGAAUCUGUAAAUAGUGAGCGGUCAUGUGACGAUACCCACCUCUGCGAUACCAUAGAGCAAUAUUAACACUGUCACAGUGCUGCUGUUGGAGACGCGACCGCCGCAGCACAACCACACUGACUGUGCCUCAAACUGUAUGUGACCUACAGAGCAAUGACACGACCAAACCUCCACAGUGUCGUGUCGACCUUUACAGCAGCAGUCUGACAUUUUAAUCAAGCUUUUCAUCCUCACACGACACAUUUGCUUUCUAAAACUAGAGCGAUGGCAGAUUUAUUUUUUCAUAUCCAUCUAUGUGUUUUUCAAAGGACUUGUUUUUAAAAUCAGAAUCUCUUUAAAAGGUCUUUAAUAUGUACAUUUGAUUAAUGUCGCAUUGUUCCAAUUUUUAAAUAAUAUCUUCACAUUAAAUGUUAGAGGGAAAAAAGCUUUGAGGUGGAGUGUUUGGCAAAGAGAACCAAGUUCAGCUGGUGCCUGUAAACCUCCCCUAAUCAAAAAUCAGGACUGUGCUGCUAACGGUGGGUUAACACUAGCCUAACAUUUGCUUAAGGCUAGUUUAGCAUUGGCUUAACAUCGGCUUAAUUAUGGCUUGAUGUUAGGUUAACAUUAGCUUAAUGAUAGCUAAACGUUGGUUUAAUUUUGGCUUAAAGUUAGCUUAAGAUUGUCUUAAUGCUGGUUUAGGGCAUUGCUUUGGCGUUUGAGUGCACUGUUGCCAACUCCUCAGUAAGAAAAGUAGCUAUUGGCUUGUCGCUAAAUGAUGUCAUCGCCUAAUUUGCAUAAUUGUCCAUAUGCAUGUAAUUGUAAUGGCUGCUGUAGGAGAGAGGAAUAACGUCGUGGGAGAGACAAAAACUGAGUAAAAAAACACCCUGAAUAUGUUUAGAACUGCAAAUGAACCUUCUUUCAGUGAUUUAUAUCAGACAAAGAAAAUUUUACAUUUACAUUCCGCCCUGACUGUAAACCAGGCCGGGAUCAGCUAGCGGUGGUUCCGCACAUGCGCGAUUCACUUGCAGUCUGGACGUGGAGGGGUUAACAUCUCCUGCUCUGACUGCAGCUGGGAGGGAGGACUGGGCCGUCUGUGAGUGCUUUGGGGCAGGGGAGGAGCCCACGGCAGCAUCCGCUGCUCGUUGAGAAGAAAAACGAUACGUGCUUUCACGUCAGAGUCUCCAAAGGUCUCCAAUAACAGCAGAAAAAGUCGCUAGAUUUGUCGCUAGUUGCUUUUUUGAAAAAGAGUCGCUAGAGGGGUCUGAAAAGACGCUAAAUACAGCGACAAAGUCGCUAAGUUGGCAACACUGCUUGAGUGCGCCUGUUGACGUCUAUUGAAAACUAUGAAUUUCAGGGCACAAAAAGUGCGGCGUGUGUACAGGCUCAAAGAUUUACUAAAAUGUCAGACUGUCUCACUGAAUGUGCCUUUAAUGUUUUUGUCGUUGAACUUUGAGGUUUCUUGCCGUAACAGAACGUUUCCCAGGAAUCAGCUCUGGAGGAAAUGACUCUAAAGUUGGUCAGCUGUGAUAUUUAAAUGCAUUUAAUUUGUACUGACUCAAAUAUAAUAUUUAGAUGAGUGGAAACUCAAAGAGUUGCAGGAAGGAGCUGCCAAGGCCUGUUAGAAUACAAUUCAGUUCAAUUUUAUUUAUACAGCCCAAUAUCACAAAUCACAAUUUGCCUCACAGGGCUUUACAGCAUACGACAUCCCUCUGUCCUUAUGACCCUCACAGCUGAUCAGGAAAAACUCCCCAAAAAACCCUUUAACGGGGAAAAAACAGUAGAAACUUCAGGAAGAGCAACUGAGGAGGGAUCCCUCUUCCAGGACGGACAGACGUGCAAUAGAUGUCGUACAGAACAGAUCAACAUGAUAAAUUAACAGUAAUCUGUAUGUCACAAUCACUACGAAAUGACACCAGAGUCCAAAGUCAGGAGCUCAAACUGUUUUGUGUUUCAGCUCUAAACCGCAAGAGUUUGACUCUAAAAAUCAAAAUAUUAUAAACUGCUUAUUGUUUAAAACAUGGCCGACAGCACAACAUGUAGCACAUGUAAUGACUUUUUUUUAAGAGAAGUGACACCUUCAGAGAGUUUAAAAAGCAAACGUUUAAAUGACCAAUAAGUGUUUCUGAUAAAUAUUCUACUUCCUGUUUUAUUUAGAAAUAUCCACAAAAUAUAAGUUUAUUUCACCCGCGCAUAUUUUAAAGGAAUAGUUCAACAUGUUGGGAAACUUUGGAUCAAACAAACCAGAUAAAUAUGUAAGUGAGAGAGCUUUAAAGGAGCAGGCAGGUUGUUUCCUUUGGACAGAGGCAGGCUAGCUGUUUCCACCUGUUUCCAGUCUUUAUGCUAAGCUAAGCUAACAGGCUGUAGCUUUGUAUUUACUCUUCAGACAUGAGUCAGUGUGAACAUCUGACUCUCAGAGAGAAGAGGAUUCACCUAACUGUGACAGUGGGCCUCAUGCAGAAACAUUCUCUUAGGUUUUCUCUUAUAUUUUCCCUCUCACUCUUAGCGUAGGUCAUGUCACCCUAAACACUGUAUAAGGGCAGGUGUUGUGCUGCGUGCAAAGACUUGACACCAGAUGUCCCCAAAAACAGCUGCAAAGUAAAGGUGAUUUGCUGUGUCAGCAGCAGCGGUGGGGGAAGUAUUCAGAUCCUUUGCUGCAGUAAAAGUACUAAUACACCACACUGUAAAAAUACCCUGCUCCUAGUGAGAGUACUGCAUCAAAAAUGUUACGGAAGUAAAAGUAUCCAAGGGCACAAUGCAGAAUAUUUUAAAUCAACUUAAUAAAAUCAAAAUUUGGGAUGCACCAUUUUAUCGACCGUACAUCACUAUCAGCAGAUAUUCUCCUUGUUGACUGCCAUCGAUGUCUCAGCAAGUUAGAUGACAUUCACCAGUCGCAGUGGUCGAUGUUUUCAUCAUCAGUUUUGUGCAGGUUAUAUCACAGAGCAACCGACAGUGUCCUGUCCCACGAGAUGCCGUCCGAAUGACAGUAUGCAGUAAACUCACUGUCGUCAAGUCAGAGGAACAACAAAUCAUUGAUGACAUCAGCAGGAGGAGAGCUGGUUAGUGUUUGUCGUUAGUGGCCGGUGGCUAGAACUAAUCGCUGGUGGAGGUUACACAGAUGCGGUGUUCAAACGGUGUUGUGUUUACCGUGUUCACAGGAAGAGACUAAAUGAACGCGGUAUUCGCGGCUUCGUUAGUGAAAAUCAUCUGAGAGCUCUGAGGUCCCGACUUCGUGUACCCAAUUCUCCAUGUUGUAAACACGAGCCCAUGAGUUCUAUUUGAAGGCAGCGUGACUUACAUUAUGAUGCUCGCUUCGGUAAAAAUGAGGAUUGGGCGAAGGUUAUUUACAACUCAGGAUGUCCCGAUCACAUUUUUUUUGCAUCGGAUCCGAUACCGAGUCCUUUAUUGUGAAACCGAGUCCGAUCUGAUACUUUGCAAAGCAUUAAGAAAGGAAAAAAAAUGCAUCCAAGUUGUCCCAUAAGGUUUGUUUUUUAUUUAAAUAGUAUCCAAAAAGCUUAUCGGUGGAUCAGCAGCACAAAAUGUAAACAAAUUCAAUAUCUUCUUGUCUUCAACAAACAAAAUAGGCCUGUGUCUUUAUACACUGGAAAGUGGAGGCAACACUGAACAACAUAGAUGAAAAACCUGGCCAUUUUUGUUGUUUUGAUUCCUCCGAUCUUUCGUUACCAAUUCCGAUUUUGUAAAAAUAACGUGAUCGGAGCCGAUACCCGAACCAAUCAGACAUCCCUAAUUACAGCAUUAUCAUGAUGUGUUCAGUGUCAUCUUGUAAAAUGUAGUUUUUAGUCAGAAACGUGAAUAAAACAGACAUGUUUUGAUUUUUUUUUUUACAGCAAUAUAAAAUAGAUAUAAAAGGGGUUUAUAUGGUAAAAUACUUUUAAAGUAGUUAAUUCAAAAUGUUUUUCAUGUGAAAGAAAGGACUGAAUAACUUUUAAACUGUUGUUUUCCAUAAUAAAGAUUUCUUUAUUUUACUGAUAAAAAGGUGGAAAAAAUAACAACAAAAAUUACAAACAACAAAACAAAAAACAGUUCAGGCUGGGCCGGGCUGUAAUCUCUCAUUAUUGCCCCAAGUUCUCGUGCGUAAAUUACAGGAGUUUUAUUGGACUCAAUCAGGAGGGAAGAUUGCAGAUUUUCAGCCUGGCUUGUGUUGCUGCGGUGCAGAGCUCUUAUUCUCUGCCUGAGCUCGAUUGGGCCCGACCCGACCCGCCAUCACAUCCUCACUGUGACCUCGUCACAUAUUGACAUUUUGGUCAUGGACUUUCCAUGUCCACAUACAAUGUGCAUGGUACGCUGAGUGUGUUGGUUGUUGAUGUUCUGGGACACUGUGGCAAGUUCUCGUCUUUCAAGAUAAACUUCUGUUUUCACAGGAAAUUUAGUAUUUACCUACAGUCUCUUUCAAAAUAAAAGCGCUACAUCAAUACAAUACUGCAAACGUAAUUUUUUUUCCCUUCAACAACUAAAACACGGACUAGGUUAAUUGGUAACUCUAAAUUGUCCGUAGGUGUGAAUGUGAGUGUGAAUGGUUGUCUGUCUCUAUGUGUCAGCCCUGUGAUAGUCUGGUGACCUGUCCAGGGUGAACCCUGCCUCUCACCCAGUGUCAGCUGGGAUAGGCUCCACCCCCCCGCAACCCUCAAGAGGAUGAAGCGGUUAGAAGAUGAAUGAAUGAAUGAAUGAAUGAAUGAACUAAACCCUGCGACCCUCAAGGGGGUUUAGGAAAAAAGAACAGGGUUUGGCUUUGGAAUCUUAGGGGAUGCAAACACCGCUCCCUCGGGUGAAAGUCAGUGUUUGUCAGACCCAUCCACCACCCCUCCCCCCGCCCCACUCAGACUUUUGCCGCCUUAACUUUUGUCCUUGUCCCCCUGCGUUUCCCCCCAGACACUGCCGGGUGCGGUUGAACCACUAUGGCAACAGGCCGCAUAUCAUGCCAACGUUAAAGGGCGCCUUUUUUCAUUGUUUUCUGACGCCACAAGUCACUGGCCAAGUGUCGGAUUUUGAUGACUUCAGAGUGAGACCGGGCUGGACCUGCAGGGUUCAGGCUGGGCCGGGCUGUAAUCUCUCAUUAUUGCCCCCGGGCCUGAAUCAGGCCGGGUUCUAGACAAUUAAGCUUUGUUUUCUGUUUGUUUUAAAUGAAACUGACAGUUCUCGUGCGUAAAUUACAGGAGAUUUAUUGGACUCAAUCAGGAGGGAAGGACAGAGACAGAGGGGACUGAGACUGAGAGGGAAAGUGGUGGAAAAAUGAAGUAAUAUAGUGGAGAAGAGGAGGCGAAAGAGCAGGCAAUGGAGCGAUGGAAACGAGAGGAAGAGGGGCUGCAAGGCAACAAAAAUUACAAACAAAACCCCAGCAACAGUACUUUUAGUCGGUCAAUUUAAAAAACAAAUAAACAUUGGUGCAUCACCGAUCAAGAUAACUUUUUUUUUUUUUUAAAGCAGCGGGAGUUCAUAUUCAAGAGGCUGGAACCAUGAAAUAGUUUUCCAUGAAAAAUGACAAACAGUUAUCAAAGUAUUUACAAUUCUUUUUUAAAUAAUUCAACUAAUUGUUUCAGCUGCACUUGAAGAUUUUUAUUUGCUUUGUUUGCAAAAAAACUUAAUUGUUAUUGUAAAGUAAUUCAAUUCAUCAAGUGAAGUACAAAGUGCAGUGUCCCUCUGAAGUGAAGCAGAUGUAUAAAGUGACAUGAGAUCAGAACAAGUAAAGGAAGAGAACCUUAAGUACCAUACUUGAGUAAAUGUACUUAGUUACAUUCCAGCACUGGUCAUCAGAGGGACACACAGUAACAGAAAUUACAGUCAUUGGGAUGAAUGGACCAAGUGUAGCAGCCUUUCUUCAGCCCUCAAAUAAUUUAUUCAUUAUAAACAUAAUCUAAAUUUGAUUAUAUGAUAUUCAUGUAUUCCUUUAUGUUCUUAAGGUUUAAAACUCGUGUUACCUCGAGUUGGACAACAGUUUGUGGAGAGUAAAGACGAGACCUUUUUCUCUUAUCUUAUUAAAAGUGCUUGUAAGAUUUUCCAAGAGAAGAGCAAAAAUAAGAAGCACUGAAUAAGAAAUAAAUGUUUGUUGAAAUAUGGAUAAAUCUUGGAUACAAACAAAAAUAAGAGAAAAUGUGUUGGAGUGGCUGUGUUGUUUCUUGCAUGAGGCCCGGUGUUUCAUGUAAAGCUUAAAAAUCAAACAAAAGUAAUAAUAUUAAUGAGGAAUGUCUGUUUUAUGUAUUCGCUGGACAAUCACAGAUUCGCCUCAAAGAGUUUUACACUCUUUAUGUUUUUAUUACCUCCAAAUCACAGAUAUUGUUUUGGUUUGAGUGAUUAUUUCACUGACGUACUGACAGUCUGUCUAAACUGAUACUAAUUACUUCACUCAAAUAUAUAAAAGAGUUCAUACUGAUUAUUGCUGAAACAAAAACUUUAACUGAACUUUUCUUCAUGUUUAAUUUGGCAGCUCUACAUGAUUUAUUACAACUGACUUGAAUUGUGACUUUGACAUUAACAUUUAAAUUGCACUUUAUUAAAGAUAUAUACGGUAAAUUAGGGAAAAUAAUUUACAUUAUUUUAUAGAAUAAAAAGUGAAAUAUAAAGUGACACAGUGUGAGUGUUUGAAAAGAAAAUUCAUGAGCAAAAAUAUCAAAACAAUCAGUGAACUUAAGUUUAUGUUGUGAUGAAAAUAUUCAGAUAAACUCUCCAAUUAAAACAUUUAUUUAACUUAGCAGAAAGAAGAUGUUCUUUUUUUUCCAGAAGUUUAAUUUUUACUGCUCAUUUAUGUUGAAAGUCGAGAACAUCGAUUUCUAAAAUGAAAAUUUAAUUUAGUGUUUGAUUUAAGCUUUGUUUUGGUUUGAUGUGUUUUAUUUCUGCCUUACACAUAUGCUGUGUUUUUGUUAAUUAAUCAUAAAAUGUUGCUGCGUCUGUCCUUCAUUUACUGCAACACAAACAUUUCAGUUUAGAUGUUUUUCUCUUUUUGUUUCUGUAUUUUUCAACCAAUCAUUUUGUUUGCAUGUUAAUAACAAGAUGAAGAUUCAUUUUAUUUCAUUUUUAUCUGACAUCUUUAGACAUCAAGUUGUUGCCUAAAAUAAGCUCAGAGUGCUCCAACUGACCAAAGAGUGAUUUAAGACUUCAGAUGAAAAUUUACUGGUCAAACUGAAUUGACAUUUCAGAAUAAAAGCACUGCAAUUAUUUGACUCAAAUACGAUGUGAAAAUGUCGGACGGACGAUGCAAAUGAAAUCUGUUUUGCUGUUAGAACAUUCUGACUGUAAUUUAAAUCUUUGUGUUUACACUGAGACUCUUUCACUGUUUUCUACCUUUAAAAAAAUCAAUAAAUCUCUGCUGUUGACGUCA
Messenger RNA from Epinephelus fuscoguttatus (brown-marbled grouper), 12934 nucleotides. It is a transcript of the gene pgap4, whose product is annotated as post-GPI attachment to proteins GalNAc transferase 4. Gene Ontology annotation, biological process: GPI anchor biosynthetic process. Gene Ontology annotation, molecular function: glycosyltransferase activity. Gene Ontology annotation, cellular component: Golgi membrane. Lineage: Eukaryota; Metazoa; Chordata; Actinopteri; Perciformes; Serranidae. The transcript is spliced from 2 exons. Bases 347 to 1543 code for a protein of 398 amino acids. The record is from RefSeq and is a predicted model, not a curated record.